Mollisia scopiformis is the source of this 1886-nucleotide messenger RNA. RefSeq names its product acid protease. Gene Ontology annotation, molecular function: aspartic-type endopeptidase activity. The transcript has 5 exons. The record is from RefSeq and is a predicted model, not a curated record. Gene Ontology annotation, biological process: proteolysis. Gene Ontology annotation, cellular component: fungal-type vacuole. NCBI's taxonomy places the organism in Eukaryota, Fungi, Ascomycota, Leotiomycetes, Helotiales, Mollisiaceae. The coding region runs from base 438 to 1640 and encodes 400 amino acids.
GGAAAAUACAAUGAUGCGAACGGCAUACUCCUUUGAUGUUCUUAGUCACAGUAUUGUCUUUCCGAAUCUGAAUUAUCCCUUUUCAUGCGGCCUGUCAAAUGUGGGAGUUGUAGCUGAAAGUCAAGAGGCACUGGCGAUGGCAACAAUUUAAUCGAAACGAAAGAUAGUCCCCUAAAGCAAGAGGAGCUUGAUAGCAGGAAGAGGCUGUUGUAAAUUUCUCUGCUUACCUCUCGCUCUUUCGCUCCCUUGUCUCUAUUGGACAAAAUGUUGUUCGAUCUUUUCGGCUAAUGCUAUCAUGCCGCUGUGUGGCAGCUCAAUUUUGAGACUAAAGACUUCAAACAGUGUAUACGAUUCAGCUUUCAACUUCUGCCCCAUGACAAGGUUGAAGACGACAAUUAGGUUUACUUCCAUGCCAAUCUUCCAGCUGUUCCGCUCCCAUGAAGACUUCAUUCGUUCUUUAUUGUGCUGUAGCGCUUUCAGGCUCCAUACAGGCUGUUUUGCAUCGGUUUCCAAUCCAUGAACACUACGUUCCAACUCCCAGUUUCGCACAACGCUUCAAGCGCGAACAAGUUCCCUUCUCGUAUCAAGAUUUCAAUGAUGACACUCACAAGAUUCCCUUCAAGGACGUCGCCAUAGUCCUCUACGGCAUUGAUGCCACUCUCGGAACCCCACCACAGCCUUUCCUGAUGUCAAUCGACAUUGACUGGGACGUCUUAUUCGUCCCUUCAAUAGCAUGCGCCAGCCAGUUCUGCAAUUCGAGGAAAUUGUCCAGAUUCGAUUCAUCAAUCUCAUCCUCAUUCGUCCAAGGCCAACAACAGCUCACCAUAGAAUAUGCAAGCAUGAUGUCCCACGGGGCGAUAUCUAAUGAGACAUUAUCUUUUGGUGGACUUCAAGUUGAGCGACAACCAUUUCUUGAAGCAACAGACAUCUGGGCUGACGGCUACUUCCAUUGGUAUCGCGGAUACAGCGGGGUGAUUGGGUUUCAACCAAGAUUCGAUACGGAAGCCGUAGUACCUUUCUCUUCGCCAUGGCAGACUAUUGUGGAGAGCGGCACACUAGACAGGAACAUCUUUUCUAUUAGACUUCCAAACGGCCCCCACGACUUUUUACAGCCUCGAACGAAUGGCGAGCUCGUUAUAGGUGGUGUGGAUACCCAAUAUAGUGACCACAACUUCACCAUUUUACCUUUGACACCCACCACACCCGACUCUUGGAGCGUAGAAGCACGUUCGGUAAUAUGGGGAGAUGGCACUUCCCUCAGACAAGAUUUCGACCAUUGCGUUGCAACCUUCUCCAUAUCGAUUCCAGCUAUUCGUCUGCCUGGAGCUUGGUCCCAUAGGCUCUACGAGCUAAUCGGCGCUCGUGAGCAUGAUGGCUUCUUCAUGACGUUUCCCUGCCAGAAUCGAGAAUUCCUACCGAAUUUGACCAUUGUUCUUGGUGGCAAUGAAAUGAUCCUUACUCCAUACGAAUACAGCCUCGAAUCUGUGGGUCAGCCGGGCAGUGGCUUGUCCUGCAUGGUGGGGUUUGACCAGUCACCGGACAAUACUAUACAAUUGGGAUGGCCCUUUCUAGAGAAUUUUAUCUCGGUAUUUGAUCAAGAUCUAAGAGAAGUCAGAAUAGCCAAGUCAAAUCAAAAGUGACGAUUCACUUGGACGAUCCCUUUUCUGUUACCUUGUGCUCGGAGUCUUUUCUUCAAAAGAUCCCUAUCUAUGCUUGCUCUAUACUGGCGCUUACUAAGACGUAAGGGAGAAAGUAAAGUGACCGCUUCUAUAAGAUAAGUAUGAUGUCUCAAAGGGAGUUUAGCGAAGGCUUUCGAGAAGCUCGACUGGGCGUAGCAUUCUCACCAUUUCAAGAUCUAUUUCGAGAGCACAUGAGUUUGGCUCUUG